This is a messenger RNA of Daphnia carinata, 1198 nucleotides long. RefSeq names its product ras-related protein Rab-39B-like (gene Rab39). Gene Ontology annotation, molecular function: GTP binding; GTPase activity. Lineage: Eukaryota; Metazoa; Arthropoda; Branchiopoda; Diplostraca; Daphniidae. The transcript is spliced from 5 exons. Bases 235 to 879 code for a protein of 214 amino acids. Gene Ontology annotation, cellular component: Golgi membrane. The record is from RefSeq and is a predicted model, not a curated record.
UAGAAGAAUUACUAUUUUUUAAAGCUUAUAUUGGUCAAGGCCAACACGAAAUCAAAAUCAUUUAGUGAGACGUAAAUGCGAGACCUUGAGCGUGGUGGGGUAAUAGAGGCCCGUUGUUUACUAUCGAGACUGAACUAGACAUCAUGUAAGCCUGUUUUGGUGUGAGGACUCGACAUACAAAUAUUUCACAGCUCAGUUAAUUUGCCACUGAGGAAUUACGUGGUCACGAUCAUCAUGGUGGAGCCUAUUUUCGAUUAUCAGUUCAGAAUCAUUAUUAUUGGGAAUAGCACUGUUGGCAAAAGUUCACUGCUCAAGUAUUUUACUGAUGGAAGAUUUGCAGAGGUUUCAGAUCCCACAGUUGGUGUAGAUUUUUUUGCAAGAUUACUGCAAGUUGAAGAUGGUACCAGAAUAAAGCUACAGUUGUGGGACACUGCAGGCCAAGAAAGGUUUCGAUCUAUCACAAAGUCAUAUUUCAGGAAUUCGGUUGGUGUACUUUUAGUCUAUGACAUUUGCUGUCGGAAGAGCUUUGAGAAUGUUUCCAAUUGGAUGGUUGAAGCUAAAUCACAUAUUGAGCCACAUAGAGCAGUAUUUAUUCUUGUUGGAUGUAAGCUUGAUUUGAAAGACCAAAGACAAGUGUCAACUGAAGAAGCUGCAAGGUUUGCUGACUUCAAUGAAAUGCCAUUUGUGGAAACCUCUGCCAAAACCGGUGAAAAUGUGGAAGAAGCUUUCCGUAUUGUUGGUCAAGAAAUAUACAACAGGGUGCAGUUAGGUGAAUACUCCAUUCACGACGGUUGGGAUGGUGUCAAAGCGGGUUACAGAAGAGCAGGCCGGGAUUAUGGUCUUGUAGAAGCUGAAGCUGCCAAGACAACGUGUUGCUGAAUCAUUUCUUGAUUUUCUUCCUUAAGUUUUUUUUUUAGACAUUGUACAUUUACAUGACAUGACGUUCUUCUAUAGGGAAACUUGUACAGGUAAAAAUUCAACGACUUUAUAGGCUCAAUCUUACUCUGAAGUUCCCAUAACCAUUUAGUGGAGAUGCCCCACAGCAAGAUUCCAAUUGCUAUUAACCACGUGAUUAUGUUUUGUCCGAACACGUAGUCUUUGAAACCCCUAUUGCUUCGUGAUUCUUUCUUAACAAUUUUGAGACUUUAAUCACUACGCUUAAGUGGCGUAUAAAAUAUAACAUUAAUAUUGAACGUAA